Molecule: messenger RNA, 3029 nt
Organism: Paralichthys olivaceus (Japanese flounder)
Lineage: Eukaryota; Metazoa; Chordata; Actinopteri; Pleuronectiformes; Paralichthyidae
Product: suppressor of tumorigenicity 14 protein homolog
Biological process (GO): acrosome reaction; proteolysis
Molecular function (GO): serine-type endopeptidase activity; protein binding
Source: RefSeq, a predicted model, not a curated record
AUGGAUUUACUGGACUCGGGACAGAAGUUCAGUCCGAGACAGGACAGUGACUGGGACACGACCCUGCAGUUCCUGCCGGCCGCAGACACCAAGCACCUGGAGAAGAAAUCCGGACGCAGGAAGAAGCUGUGGAUCGGACUCGGCCUCGUGUUCUCAGCCGCCGCCGUGUCUCUGCUGACGGGCCUGUUGGUGUGGCACUUCCACUUACGCAGCGACGUCAGAGUGAAGCGAGUUUACAUCGGCUCGAUGGGAAUCGGUGACCAGCGCUUCCUGCCGGCGUACGAAGAUCCCAGCAGCCCACAGUUUUCCAGCAUGGCCACUCUGGUCAGCCGACAGCUGAAGCUGAUUUACUCUAAAAACUCAGUUCUGACCAAAUACUUUAAAGGUUCGUCCGUCCAGGCCUUCAGUGAGGGAGAAGGUGGCAGCGACAGCCUGGUGGCGUAUUACCAGUCAGAGUUCGACAUCCCCGUCCCCCAGCAGGGGGCGCUGGACGAAGCCAUCGAGUCCCUGGAGCCCUCGAGUCAGCAGGGCCGACAGGGACGAGUGCUGCUGAAACCCGUCGACGCUCUGAGCGUCAACAACGUCAUCUCACGAGUGAUCGAUCCACGAAUGACGAGGACGUCGUUACAAGUGGGGGAGUCCUUCAACGUCCAUGUCAGCAAGGCGGGGGUGGUCCAGUCUCCAGGGUUUCCAGACUCCUCGUACCCAUCGAACGUUUACCUGAUGUGGAGGUUUCGGGCCGACCCCGGCCACCGAGUCCGGCUGGACUUCCACACUCUGAUCCUGGAGGACGACUGUCAGCAAGACUUCAUCAAGAUCUACGACUCGCUGGCGCCGAUAGAACACCGCGCUCUGACAGAACAGUGCGGUUACCCUCACGGCUCGCUCUCCUUCCUGUCGUCUGGAAACGUCAUGCUGCUGACGCUGGUCACCGACGAGGAGAAGAACUUCCCCGGCUUCAGAGCAAACUACUCCCAGAUUCCUCUGACCGAACAAAAAUGUGGAGGAACACUGAGCGGAGACAAAGGCUCCGUCUCUUCACCUUUCUUCCCCUCGAAUUAUCCUCCACGGACCUCGUGUGUCUGGAACAUCGAGGUCCCCGUGGAAAAGUUUGUGAAGGUUCAGUUCAGCAAGUUCCUCCUGGGAAAUCAGAGUAACCAGUGUCCUGAGGAUUAUGUUAAAGUCGACGAUAAAAGACUUUGUGGCAGGAAGUUGAAAAACACAGUAAUCACCAGCCAGAGCAACACGAUGACCAUCAAGUUUAACUCCGACUCGUCCUACGUCGAUCAGGGUUUCACUGCCGAGUAUGAAGCUUUCGUCCCGACCAACCCUUGUCCGGGGAGAUUCCAGUGCACCAACAACCUGUGCAUCAACACGACUCUGCAGUGCGACGGCUGGAACGACUGUGGAGACGGCAGCGACGAGAACAACUGCGAGUGCAACGAGGCUCAGAUGAAGUGUAAAAAUGGACGCUGUAAACCAAAGUUCUGGGAGUGUGACGGCUCUGACGACUGUGGAGACGGGACGGAUGAAGAAAACUGUGAAAAGUGUAAACAGGGAGAGUUUUCCUGCAGAAAUGGUCUCUGCAUCUCUGAGACGUUAAAGUGCAACGGAAAAGACGAUUGUGCCGACGGGUCGGACGAGUCCAAAUGUGAAAGAUCUCUGGUACUGCAGCAGUGUUCAGAGUUCACCUUCCGCUGCAGGGACGGACGCUGCAUCAGCAAACUUAACCCGGAGUGUGACGGAGAGCCGGACUGUGAGGACGGCUCGGACGAGGAUAACUGUCAGUGCGGGUCGAGGCCGUACAGAAGCUCGCGUAUCGUAGGAGGUCAGAUGUCGCGGGAGGGCGAGUGGCCCUGGCAGGUUAGCCUCCACAUCAGGGGCACGGGUCACGUGUGCGGGGCCUCGGUGUUGAACAACCGCUGGCUGCUGACCGCCGCCCACUGCGUCCAGGACAACGGACCAAACAAGUACUCUCAGGCUGACCAAUGGGAGGCCAUGUUGGGUCUGCACGUGCAGAGUCAGACCAAUGAGUGGACAGUGAGGAGGAACAUAAAGCAGAUCAUCGCCCACCAGGACUAUAACUCCAUGACCUACAACAACGACAUCGCCCUGAUGGAGCUGGACAAGAACGUCACCCUCAACCAGAACAUCUGGCCCAUCUGCCUCCCCUCCCCCACCUACGACUUCCCAGAAGGCCAAGUGGCGUGGAUCACCGGCUGGGGCGCCACCAGAGAGGGAGGCUCAGUUGCGAUGAUCCUGCAGAAGGCGGAGGUUCGGAUCGUUAACGCCACAGUGUGUAAGAAUCUGAUGAACGACGAGGUCACGGACAUGAUGCUGUGCGCCGGAGUCCUCAAAGGAGGCGUGGACGCCUGCCAGGGCGACUCCGGCGGUCCGCUGUCCGUCACAGGCCCCAGUGGGCGGGUCCUCCUGGCCGGACUGGUGAGCUGGGGCGACGGUUGUGCUCGCAGGAACAGACCCGGCAUCUACACCCGAGUCACCAAAUACCGCAGCUGGAUAAAGGAGAAGAGCGGAGUGUAGCCGCCGAGCAGCAGACGGGUUCGGAUAUUUAUGACAGCAGGUGAAUGUUCACUCCGAUGUUUUUAUUUUUCUGGUUUCAAAUAUCAAAACUGUAAAAUGAUUCAUAUUCACAACAGAAGAGAAAACAUCAUUCAGUGAAACGUGUUAUGAACCAGGGAUGUUUGUAGGUGAAUGAUUUUAUUUUUUUAUUUCGUAUUUUACUUUUUUUUUUAUUGAACAUUGUUCUGUUUCUUUUGAAACUCACGACAACUGUUUUGUAAAUAAUGAUUUAAGCGUAAUUAUUUUUCUAUGCGGUUGAACAGGCUCAGUGUUUCUGGUGUUUUUGUCACAAUUCAUUUAAAUGUUACAGAUUCAAAAGUUAUCGAUUAUCAAUUAAUUUAUCAACAGGGCCCGAGUUCCUCUGUGAUCAACAGUUCACACAGAGGAUUUCAGAAAUAAUGAAUGACUAUAAAAUAACUUUUAAAUAUCUCUCCAAUGUCCACGGAAAC